AUGUCUGCCACGACAGGUUACAAGUCUCUUUGCAGGGCGGAGUUGAGGUUGGAGUAUCUGCAUGCAAACUCUACUACACAUGACUUUCUGUUUGGAGCGGUUGCUGAACUGAUUGACAACUCCCGAGAUGCUGGUGCCACACGGCUCGACAUCUUUACUGUGAAUAAUGAGACCCUGCAAGGUGGAUUUAUGUUAUGUUUUUUGGAUAAUGGAUGUGGCAUGACACCUCGAGAGACUACUGAUCUUGUAUAUUUUGGAAGAUCUUCUAAGCGGACUAUGACCAAAAUGAUUGGACAUUAUGGCAACGGACUCAAGUCAGGAGCCAUGAGAAUUGGAAAAGACUUCAUAUUGUUCACCAAGAAAGAGAGUACCAUGACAUGCCUUCUUUUCUCUCAGACGUUUUGUGAGACAGAAGGUCUCACUGAGGUCAUCGUUCCAAUACCUUCAUGGUCAAGUACUACAAGAAAUCCAGUAAUGGAUGAUCCUGAGAAAUUUGCCACACAGUUGUCUAUCAUUUGUAAAUAUUCUCCUUUUAAGAGUGAAGCUGAACUGAUGAAGCAGUUUGAUGUCAUCUAUGGGAAAAGUGGAACUCUGGUGGUGAUAUACAAUUUGAAACUUAUGCUUGAUGGUAAGCCAGAACUUGACAUUCAAACAGAUGAAGUGGACAUAUUGAUUGCCGGAGGACUUGAAAACAUUCCAGAGCAGCAAUCCCUGAGGGCUUAUACAGCUCUGUUGUACUUCAAACCACAAAUGAGGAUAUUCAUUCAAGCCAAGAAAGUAGAAACUAAACACUUGCCCUACUGCUUUUACAGACCCAGGAAAUAUCCAUAUAAAUCACCAUUGAAAGACGUUGCUACACAUGAAUCGAAAACAGCAGAAAUGGAACUGAAUUGUGCUAAAGGUGCUGUGAAGGACACAAAGGGCGGACAGAAACAUUUGCAAGAUUCUCUUUUGCAUGAACACAGUGAGUUGGAAGCAAAGGGUGCUCAGGUUGCAGAAUGGAAUGCUGUGGGGAAUGACACGAGAAUAAGGAGCAAACUGAAAGACAGACAAAGGAAUCUUAGAAAAUCAAAAAUUCUUUUCUUAAUAUUUGGAAUUAACAUUCAAAAUAGAAGUCAAGAUGGCAUGCUUAUCUACAGCAACAGUCGUUUGAUUCGGGUGUUUGAGAAGGUGGGACCGCAGAAGAGAGUGGGAUCUUAUUUGGGUGCUGGGGCUGUAGGAAUGGUUGACGUACCCUUAGAAGUCAUGGAGCCAACUCACAACAAGCAGUCCUUUGCCAAUGUUAAGCAAUACAACCGCCUGUUGAAAUCAAUGGAAUCCUAUCUUCUCCAAUACUGGAAAGACAUAGGAAUCAGUCAAAAAGGAGAAUUUGUUUUCUGGAAUGACUUUGGCUAUCUGGGUGCCAAAUGGAAUGACAAACCUUCAGAUACAGUUCAGUACAAAAGAAGAAGAGCAGUGGAGAUUCCGGAUAUUGUUCAGUGUGAUAUUUGCCUCAAGUGGAGACUCCUGUCGCUUGAUACAGAUAUAAAUAAUGAAGGACAUCAUGAUAUCUGGACUUGUGGAGAAAAUAAAUGUCAUGUUCCAGAAAAUUUACCCUCUGUUCCUUUGGGUACUAUUCUCCCAUCAUCAGAGUCGCUGAAUGACAAACUACUUGCAGAUUCCAUUCAGCAAUGUCAAAGCAAGCAGAAAAACUUGCCAUUGCAGAAUUUUUACUGGGUAGAACCGCAUACUGUUGUGCCACAUACAGAAGACUACAGAACUAUUAAGGAUAAAAAUGAAACCAUCAAGAAGACAGUGUCCUGGAGGAAAGCUGUUCACAAAGAUCCAUCUCCAGCCUGCAGUCGUUUGAUUAAGAACAGUGCAAAUAAAAGACGUGUACAAAAAUCGAGCCUUCAAACGCAGCCACCUGCAAAGCAAAAGAUUUGCUCUCAGAGGAAAUGGCACCCUCAUCAGGAAGCAAAACAUUGUGUUUCAAAGCCAGAGGAUAGGAAGGAUCACAAUAUUUCAGUGCUGCGACCUCUUGAAGUACAAGAUAAGCAACCAUUGAAGAAAGAGCCUGAUGUCAUCAAAACUGAAACAGAUAAAAUGACAGAAGUAAUUUGUAUUAUAAUAUCUGACAGUGAGAGUGAAGAUUUGCCGAAGUAUGAAGACUUUGCUUUCAUCCCCAAAGCAGAUGAAAAACAGGAGCAGUACGAUGACAAGGCAGAUGUUCAGCUUGACCUAGCAGUUUAUGCAACUCCUGAGGAAAAGGAUUUGUGUCAAACUGAUUCUGAAAGUGGUUCAACAGAGAAGUCUAAAGGUCAGAGUCAGGAAGAACAAGCACUGGUUGAUAGGCAGAACUCUGAGGUUGCAGCGUCACCCACACGGGAACCCUCCCAUGAAAACAAAAUGAUUGAAACAUUAACAGAUCUUAUCAAAGAAUACAUUACUUGUAUGUCCACUCAAGAUAUUUUGUCUAUGUUUCAGCUGAAAGGACAUUCGGAGCUGAAUGAGAACAUACCUCUAGAAAUGCAUCAGCAUUUUUUGCGGUAUCAAAGUCAGCGUUUAAAAGAUAUCCAUGCUAUGAACCAAGAUAUCCUUGAACCUAUCCAUGCCAUUGAAACUAAGAUUGGUCUUUGUGAGGUACAAGUAAAGACUGUGAAAGAAAGACUUAAACAUCUUCGAGAAAAGAUUGCACAAUUUCUGUUGAAAAUUCAUUCAAAUCUUGUUAUAAAUAGCCUGGAAGACAUUGAUGGCUACCUUGAAGCAAUUCAGAAUGAAGAACAUCUAUAUUAAUGGGAAUACCACUAAAUUAAGCAAAACUGCAUUGCUGGAAUCAGAAAAGUGGAAGGCCGUUGUGGGUUUUAUGAGUUAUGUGGUUGUGGUCUGGUAGUUUUAGCUACAGACCACGGCCAUAAAGCCUAGAAAACCUUGUGCCCACAACAGACACAUAGUUCUGGCCAGGAAAGUCUUCAACAGUACAAAACUAAAAGGCUUUUAAUGUUUCAUAAUGUAUAAACCAUAUUUUGUAGUACUGGGAGCAAUCCUGAGAGCACUACUGCUGUGCAGUUUUCAUUCAUUCCAGUGGGAUUCUCCUCACAAGAAGUGAAUGGAAGUGAUGUGCUUGUUACAACUUGAUGUCGGUUUUGUAUCCUUGUCUGUUAUAGAUUAAUGAAAAUAAUUCAGUUGGACAUUUUAAAAAGUUGCUUCUGUUCGUUUGUAAAUAAUUAUAUGCUAAUAUGCAGCACUAGAAAUUCUAGAUAUUUUUUUCUUAAGGGAAAUCAAGAGUUUUCCAUUUUAAGUCACUAGUAAUGCAAACUGUCUGGCAUAAUAAAAGAGUAUUGUUUACAGUU
This is a messenger RNA of Sphaerodactylus townsendi, 3332 nucleotides long. RefSeq names its product MORC family CW-type zinc finger 1 (gene MORC1). Lineage: Eukaryota; Metazoa; Chordata; Lepidosauria; Squamata; Sphaerodactylidae. The record is from RefSeq and is a predicted model, not a curated record. The coding region runs from base 1 to 2775 and encodes 924 amino acids. The transcript is spliced from 27 exons. Gene Ontology annotation, molecular function: zinc ion binding. Gene Ontology annotation, cellular component: nucleus.